Macrobrachium nipponense is the source of this 1511-nucleotide messenger RNA. It is a transcript of the gene BCAS2, whose product is annotated as pre-mRNA-splicing factor SPF27-like. Gene Ontology annotation, cellular component: precatalytic spliceosome; catalytic step 2 spliceosome; Prp19 complex. Gene Ontology annotation, biological process: mRNA processing. The record is from RefSeq and is a predicted model, not a curated record. The coding region runs from base 247 to 882 and encodes 211 amino acids. The transcript has 7 exons. NCBI's taxonomy places the organism in Eukaryota, Metazoa, Arthropoda, Malacostraca, Decapoda, Palaemonidae.
AUCCGAGAGUGUGGCAGCACUGGCAGUCAGUCAGCACUAAACAGUGAAGUGAUUAAUAAGACCGUGAAGUCGCUUGUUAUAUUUUUAAUCUUGUAUUUAUGCUAGUGGCUUGCUCAGUUUACUGUUUUUUUUUAUUGUAAUGGAUCUGUCAUGACCUAGGUGUUUAUGAAAUAGGAAGCAGACCACAGAAGAAAGAAACAGUCAAAUAGGUCACACAGAAGUAAUACCAAAUAACUUCUCAAGAAGAUGAGUCAUGAUGUGAUUGUUGAUGCUUUGCCAUAUAUUGACACUGGUUAUGAUGAACCUGGAGUUAGAGAAGCGGCAAUUGCCAUGGUUGAAGAUGAAAAGAAGAGAUACCGUCCUACAAAAAAUUACCUUGAACAUCUUCUGCCGCUGAAUUUGUCUGCAUUUGAGACAGAGGUUAUGCGUGUGGAAUUUGAGCGUGUGGCAGCAAGACAGCCCAUGGACACCCUUAGCAUGAAGCGUUAUGAAUUACCGCCACCACCUCCUGGUAAAAUGACAGAUGUAGCUGCUUGGAGUGAGUGUGUAGAUAAUUCAAUGGCUCAGCUAGAACACCAGGCUACCAGGAUAAUGAAUUUACAGCUAAUGGAAGAAUAUGGAUCAGAAGCUUGGAAGAGUCACAAUAACAUGCUUCAGAAUAUGUUGACAAAACAACAAGCCUUAUUACAAGAUAUAAAGAAAGAAAUUCAGGAGCUCAACUGGUCUAGAAAGAAUAUGCAGACAAAAGCAGGUGAAGAACUACGUCAUCUUGAAAGUAGUUGGGUUUCCCUAGUGUCCAGGAAUUAUGAAAUUGAACAAGCUUGUGUAUUACUGGAAGCACAAAUAGCUAAACUGGAAAUGGAAAUUAGUAACCAGGAUUAAACAAAACGGAUUCAAACUGGCUGGACUUCCAGCACGUUGCAAAAGGCUGGAAAUGGUGUUAGUGGUAAUAGACAACAUUCAUGAAUGACUGGAUGAACAUGGUGACCCUGUAUCAGAAGAGGAGAGAGCUGAAGUUGUUUCUGUUGCAGAUGCCCAGAAUGCCAUUAUUCUUGUAGUAAUGACUGUGAUCUGCGCACAACUUUUCCAUUUAGUAACUUGGAACCCUCAUCAAAAAUGGACUACCCCAAACACAAUGUCUUGUUCUAGCCUGCUUGAACCCUCAUCAGGAGAUGGGAUUUCUUUGUUAGAGGCAGUAGUGUUUGUUUAAGACAGAGGAUGCUCAUCUUAUGCAUGUUGCCCUACUGCAACAAAGCCCACUAUAGAAUCAAUUCACUUUUUGUUUUUUGUGUUGCAUCCACAAUCUAGUACAUUUGCCAUCAUCUUCACUGGUAUGAGUUGAGUUGGAUUUCCUACUUAGAUUACAACCUCACCCCUACACCUCUUGCCAACAUUAAUGUAAGGGCAUCAUGGUGCUGAGCUAUUAUUUAGCAAAGCAGACUUGGUGUUAGAAUUACUGUAUUUUUUAUAGUAAUAAAGUGUAUAGAAGUAAAAAGAACUUCAAUUUUGAA